GUGAAAUUGACAGAUCAAAACAAAAGGAAUCACAACGCGCGUUGAAACCACCUGAAAUUCCAACGAAAUUUGGGCGCCAAGAGCCGAACAACGCUGGUUUCUUUUAGGAGGGCCGGACUGCCGAGGGAAAAUCCCUAGUCUUCAAGAACUCUCUCUCUCUCUCUCUCUCUCUCUCUCUCUCUGUUGCUAACCUCACUUCCAUUUUCUUCUUCCUCUUUUUCUUGGAAACCAGACACGGUUUGGUCGACCUUUGCCCUGCUGGCUUUUACUUCAUGCCGCGCAUCUGCGUCGUCUCACAGAUCUGACUUCUUCGAUCUCUCUUUCGCCUGAUACAGAAAGCUCAACGCAGGAUGCAUAAGGUUCAAUAAAGAUUGAUCCGUCGCUUCAGUGAACUAUAUCAGAGGAGGGAGGGUCCUCUAAGGGUAGACUAUAAAAAUACACGCCGAGUUUCUUUGUAUUAGAAAUGUCACAGUACUAUGACAUUGAUGAUAUUAUAGCAGAAGACGAGCUUGUCCCUGCGGUAUUCCAAGUGGCUGCAAAUGGAGUUGGGCUCUUUGAUUCUAGUGAUGAAACAAAUAAGGUUGAACUAGGUUCAAGGGUAGAGCUGCCUUUUUGGCUUGCUCGUGAGCUACACCUGAGACAAGCAGUAUCCAUUAGUCUACCCCCGUGUUUCAAUCAAAAAACAAGGGACGAGCUUGCAGCUGAUGCUGCACAUGUUGAUCUAAAGAAUCGAUGUCCAUACUUCUAUGAAUUGGGAUGCAAAUUAUUUGCACUAGCUGGCGAUAAGAGCAUUGCAUUCUUGCUCUUAGCCGCGUUUCAAACCCGGUAUAAGGAAGUGCUGAUCAAGGCACAAACUGCCGCAUUGGCCGUGGCUCCAAAAUUCUUGACAAUUUUGACAAAAGAAGAAACGAAAUUGUACGAGGCUGCCCAAUCCUCAAUGGCAGCAUUUAAAAAGUGGAGAAUGGGUGGACCUAGAUUCCACAAAGCUUCUGUUCUCGGAAGGAAACGAAGACCAUCAGAUUAGGCCCUGCUCUGUGUUGUGAUACAUCUCAUCGGCGUGGCAUUAGGAAAUAGAUUACUUGCUCUGACCUUAAUUGUGCUACUGUGGUGUUUCAAAUGGUUUCGACUACUAAUUUUUAUCGUAUCAAAAAUGAAGUGCAGGCUGGUGAAUCAUGUUAGGCCCUAUUUGGUGGUCCCAAAUUUCCAUUACCGAUUUGCUAACACGAAAAGUUUUGUAGUAAUUCAUCUCAGAGGUUUCGAAAUGGGCCUACUGUUCACUGCUUCUAUUCUUUCAUUCAUCUUUAAAUAGUACGGAAUUGUAAGUGGAGUGGAGUGCA
Messenger RNA from Rhododendron vialii, 1337 nucleotides. RefSeq names its product DNA replication complex GINS protein PSF3-like. The coding region runs from base 464 to 1024 and encodes 186 amino acids. The record is from RefSeq and is a predicted model, not a curated record. Gene Ontology annotation, biological process: mitotic DNA replication initiation. Lineage: Eukaryota; Viridiplantae; Streptophyta; Magnoliopsida; Ericales; Ericaceae. Gene Ontology annotation, cellular component: GINS complex. The transcript has 7 exons.